UUCGUCGAAGGGCCUCUCGUGGCAGCCGUCAGGCAAGCAAGCUCUGAGACUUUGGAAGCAAUCAGCAUCAUCCUACAAGGCUCGACAGAUUCCAUCAUAUUGGCCGAGCAAGCGGGUGCUGCCCCGAUCAAAAAGCACCCAAAUUUCCGCCUAUUUGCUUGCAUGAAUCCUGCGACGGAUGUUGGGAAAAAAGACCUCCCGGGCCAAUUGAGGUCCUACUUCACAGAGCACUAUGUGAUACCUCCUGAUGCGGACAGAGAUGCCCUCCUUUCCAUCAUCAGUAAAUACAUUGGUCACGUUGCAAUGGCCGAUAAGCAAGCUAUCAUGGACAUGGCAGAAUUUUACACAGAAGCGCGAAAAAUGGCAGAACGCGGGGAAAUAGCAGAUGGCUCAAAUCAGCGGCCACAUUACAGUAUGAGAACGCUUGCAAGGGCAUUGGCCUUUGCGGUAGAUGUUUCCAACGCGUUUGUUUUCCGCCGCGCUUUGUGGGAGGGCUCCCUAAUGGCAUUUUCAACGGUACUGGAGCCCCAGAGUGCUGCAGCCCUCCAACGACUGGCUUUUCAGCAUAUAUUCAAUGGCUGUAAAAAUGUCAAAUCCCUUUUAAGUCAGAUGCCUCCAUGUCCACCAGGCGCAUUUAUUGCUCUUGGCCCUUUCUGGUUAGCCCAAGGUCCAAACCAGCCGCUUCCGGUGGACCAUUAUAUCCUAACGCCGUCGGUACAAGCCAAACUUCUUGAUCUCGCCAGAGUCAUUUUGACUCGCCGCUUUCCUAUCCUCAUUGAGGGUCCCACUUCUAGUGGCAAAACUAGUGCCAUCGAAUACCUGGCUAGACUCACCGGACAUCGUUUUGUUCGCAUUAAUAACCACGAGCACACAGAUAUACAAGAGUAUAUUGGCUCAUAUGUCACGAAUCCAAGUGACGGUCGACUAGUGUUCCACGAAGGCUUACUGGUGCAAGCCCUUCGCAGGGGGGAAUGGAUCGUUCUGGACGAGUUAAACCUUGCCCCAAGUGAUGUAUUAGAGGCUCUUAAUCGACUACUUGAUGACAAUCGGGAGUUGCUAGUUCCUGAAACCGGGGAGGUCAUCAAACCACAUCCUAACUUCGUCCUAUUCGCUACCCAGAACCCCUCAGGCCUUUAUGCUGGUCGAAAAAUUCUCUCAAGAGCAUUUCGAAAUCGGUUUUUGGAGGUUCACUUCCAAGACGUGCCACCGCAUGAACUGGAGCAAAUCAUUGAAGAACGCUGCCAAAUUCCGAAGUCAUAUGCACACCGUAUUGUCACAGUCUUUCAUGAGCUACAGGCUCGACGUCAGACUGAUCGAGUGUUCGAAACAAAGCACGGGUUCGCCACGUUGCGAGAUCUUUUUCGGUGGGCAGGCAGAGAGGCAGGCAGUGUGCAAGAACUGGCAGACAACGGAUACAUGCUCAUCGCAGAAAGAAGCCGCAAACUAGAGGACAAGUUAGUUGUCAAAGAAGUGAUCGAAGAAGUGAUGAAAGUUCGCAUAGAGGAAACGGUUCUCUACAACAUUCGCGAUCCUAAGCUGCCUUGUCCGGCUCCACAAGAUACUUCGGUGAUUUGGACUACGUCAAUGCAAAGAUUAUUCAUUCUAUUGGCACGUGCUCUACAACAUAGUGAGCCUGUUCUGCUGGUCGGUGACACUGGUUGUGGUAAGACUUCAGUGUGCGAACUGUAUGCUGCAGCGCGCCAAUUAGAAUUAAAGACCGUCAACUGUCAUCAGAAUAUGGAAACCGCGGAUCUUCUCGAACUUACAGAAUCUUUGCCCGAGGCAAAAUUAACAGAAGCAUGGGCAGCUGCGCAAAAUCCAGAGGACAAGGCUAUUCUCCGUGAAAUAGCGCAGCUGAUGAACCGGUCGACACCUUUAUUCGAAUGGAGUGAUGGCCCUCUGGUCUCAUCUAUGCAAUCUGGCUCCCUUUUCCUCCUUGACGAGAUCUCUCUCGCAGAUGAUUCUGUGCUAGAAAGAAUGAACAGUGUCCUCGAACCGUCAAGAACCUUGGUUCUUGCCGAGAAAGGUGGAUGGAACUCAGACAACUUAGAGAUCACAGCAAAAGAUGGAUUUCGACUGGUUGCUACCAUGAAUCCGGGUGGCGACUAUGGCAAAAAGGAGCUUUCUCCCGCCUUGAGAAACCGAUUUACGGAAAUCUGGGUGCCCCCUGUAGAUAAUCGAGAUGACAGACUAGCAAUCGUCCAGGCCUCAUGGAGACACCGUGAACUUCAGCCAUAUACUGAAGCUGUUAUUGACUUCGCACAUUGGAUCGGAAGAAAGUUCCAGGACGACCUCACCAUCGGCCUUCGUGACCUUCUCAAUGAGGGAACACACGGAGCUCUCCUUAAACGAAAUUUUCAUGGCCUUGCCUCCCUACCACAAGCUCAGAGCUGGGGAGGGAAUGCCAUCGUCAAGUUCAAAGAAGAUGCUCGAGUAGAACUUACGAAACUGGUCCCUAGCGACUGGGAUCCACUGAAGGACUAUCCAAUUUCUUCCAGUGCUGAUACAUUCGGGAUUGGUCCUUUCAAA
This is a messenger RNA of Acaulospora colombiana, 2529 nucleotides long. The record is from the annotation of a GenBank genome assembly. Lineage: Eukaryota; Fungi; Glomeromycota; Glomeromycetes; Diversisporales; Acaulosporaceae.